UUUAGCAUUACUAUAAUGAAUGAAUAAAGCGUCGCUGCAUUAUACUUGAUUUUUAUAUAAACAAAAUCAUAAUAUCAUAUCUCUAUACGGACUCCUUUUCAUUGUAUGCGAAACGACAGAUUCUCCUAAUCAUCCUCUCCACCCUGUAUGGGACACACCCCAUAAUUGCACCCAACACUCCUACUAAGCUAUUAUUCACAAUUCUUUUUCUGUUUGAAAACCCUUUUUUUUUGUGUAUAAAUAUCAAUCAAUCUCCAUCACCUUUUACCCCACCAAAACCAUUCCUUCUUUUUUCUUCAUCUUCCAUGAUGGAUCCUUCAUGCACUUCUUCUGUCAAUGGCUUCUACAACUUCCUAACCAGAGGACUUGAAGAACUUCAUUGCUCAAUCCUCUCCCACAGUCUCUUGUCAGUUCAGUUCCUUCUAAAAGUCCUCUCCUCCCUCCAAUCCUUCAAUUCCCAGUUAAUCAUUUUGGUUCAUAAUCUUCACCUUCCUGUAGGGGAAAAAUGGCUCGACGAGUACAUGGAUGAAAGCUCCAGACUUUGGGAAGCUUGUCAUGUACUCAAAUCAGGCACUUCAGGGAUGGAAAACUAUUACUUAUCUGCAGCCAACAUAGCUUCCUCCCUCGAAAACUACCAUCAUUUUGAUAGACAAACUUCUCGUCAGGUUGUUCGAGCAAUAGUGGGUUGUCAAAGGGAAAGUGUAGGAUUUGAAGAGGAUAACAGGAGCUUGAUGGAAACAAGAGUUGAAGCACUAUCACUAAGACUUGAUGGGAAUGCAUUAGCAGAAUCAAAUUCGAAUGCAUUCAACGGUUUUCGAGGUGUUCUUUACGCAAUGAGGAAUGUCAAUUCACUGCUGAUAACAAUACUGCUGGCAGGGCUUGUAUAUUGUUGGCCUGGAUCGAUUUUCCGCGAUCGAGUAUACGAGGAGGGACAACAACACAUGAUGCUUGGCUCUGCCUUGAUGGUUUCCAUAGCAAGAUUGCAACAGAGAAUGGAAAACGAGAGCAAUGGAAUCAGCGAUCAACGACCGGGAAUCAUGCUUUAUGAGUUCAGAAAAGCAAAGGCUACAAUGGAGGAGAUGAAGCUAGAGAUGGAGAGUGUUGGGGAUUAUGAAUUAUCAGAAGUCUUGCUGCAUGAUGAAAAGAUUGAAAACUUGAAGAAUUGUGUUGAAGAGUUGAGAUGUGGAGUGGAGGCCAUAAUUGGACAGCUUGAUGAUUUCUUUGAUGAAAUAGUUGAAGGAAGGAAGAAACUUGUGGACAUGUGCACUCAUCAUAGAAGUGACAAAGCAAAAUGAGAGGUUGAUAGACAGUUACAGUAAUCAUGAAGUUGUGAAGGAAACAACAAAGGAAUUGCCAUGAAAAGAUAAGAAACAAGAAGAAUAUUAUUUUUUUAGCUUCAAUGCAAAGCAAGAUUUUCACAUUCAAGGGCAGAUUCUUCUAGGGUACUAGAUUAUGUGCAUUUUUUUUUGUCAAACUAUAAUGAAGGAAUCAAGUGUUUUGUGUGUUCAUAUAUAAAGUAUACGAUGACACAUUCAGCAAAACAAAAAUAUAUAUAUAUGUAUGUAUGUAUGUAUGUAUGUACUAUGUAUGUAUGUAUGUAUGUAUGUAUGUAUGUAUAUUCAUAUUCAAAUAGCAACUUCAUGAGCAAGUGACACAUUUGGCAACUUCAAGAAAGAAAAAUACCAAUGCAUGAUUUUUGUUCUUAAUAUUCAAGUCUGCUGCCCCUAGUGUUAAGGAAAACUGGAAAAGUAAACUAUUUUGACUUAGGCUGUUAUUGUCGCCAUUUACUGAAAAAGAAUGCUUAAUUUUCCACAAAAUCCUUCUCAUGUCUGGUAAAAGAAGAAUGCUUUUACCAAAAAAGGGGGGAUUAUGCCAUCCCAUCAUACGACAAAUCCACAGAUCAAAUUAGACAAUGAUAGAAAUCUAAAUAAAUAAAGGAAAUCUUAGCUCUCUGUUUUCUUGCAAAAUUUGUGGGUCAGCUUCUUAGCAUCAUUUUCAUUUCGUCAAACCAAGCUACCCUUCCUGGUUUACAUCUGAUUGGUUUUGAGUUAUGUUGCAAUUCACAGGCCAAAAACAUAAAAGAUAUUAUCCGCUCUGAGCCGCAGGCUUGUACGGAUUUGUUCUUCGUAGACUAUCGCUAGUGUUUCAUAGGCCCUAAACACUUUUUUUGCAAUGCAAAUAGUGUUGGGCUUUACUUAUAAACCACAUGUUGGAUUAUGUUAGACCAAUGCGAAAGUACAAGGAACUGGCCUCCAAGCACAAGAGCUUCUUGCAAAUGUUCUAUCAUACUAAUGUACGAUGUGGGUUAUCAGUAGGUGGAUAUCUUCAGGAGGAUAUGUUGUGAUAGUAUAUGACUAAUCAUUGUAGUUGUGGAACAAUUGUGAUCAAGUGGGGGAAAGGACACCACCACACUUAAGAGAGGAAGGAAAAAGAUUCCUAUGUUGGAUUUGAAAACUGAAAAGUAGUUUUCAAUCUCAUGAUUCAUGUGUCCCCGUCAAUUCCAGUUUUGGAAGAAAAUGGUCUUCCCUUCUACACUCUGUCGAGAAAAUCCGUGAGUAUUCAAGUAUUUUUUUUAACCAAGAAUUCCUCAACCCAACAUGACUACUUGACAGUUGAAUCAGCUCUAAACUCGGAUCGCUAACCUAGUCCGCUCCACGCUGACCACAUGUAAGACUGGACUGAAGCCCUUGUGGGGAGAACGAGGCCGAAGCCCACAAAAGAGAGUUAACUCAACAAAACCUCCCAUAGGCCAAAGCUUCUUUGUUAGGUUGUUGUAUUCAAGGAUAUUACUAAGUAGAACAAUCCAUAUUUAUAAUUUCCAGCAUCUAUGAGCUCUAUCACCUGUGCAAUAAGCUUCUGGUAUCUUAAGAUUUGCUUCUCCUUUUCCACUUCUUAUCUUGUUCACAAUAUUUUCUCAUGAACCCAGAAGAAAAGAAACAAGACCAGAAAAUAAAAAUGAAAACUUAGCCAUUCAAGCAUCGGCCUUAAAGAAAGAUGCACAAAGCAAAACUGGCACUUACAACCUUGAGA
Messenger RNA from Tripterygium wilfordii, 3030 nucleotides. RefSeq lists its product as uncharacterized. Lineage: Eukaryota; Viridiplantae; Streptophyta; Magnoliopsida; Celastrales; Celastraceae. The record is from RefSeq and is a predicted model, not a curated record. The transcript is spliced from 2 exons. Bases 306 to 1295 code for a protein of 329 amino acids.